Trichoderma asperellum CBS 433.97 is the source of this 1533-nucleotide messenger RNA. RefSeq lists its product as uncharacterized. Gene Ontology annotation, biological process: regulation of DNA damage checkpoint. The record is from RefSeq and is a predicted model, not a curated record. Gene Ontology annotation, cellular component: nucleus. NCBI's taxonomy places the organism in Eukaryota, Fungi, Ascomycota, Sordariomycetes, Hypocreales, Hypocreaceae. Gene Ontology annotation, molecular function: DNA binding; protein binding.
AUGGCUCCAAAAAAGGAAAGCGAUGGCCUCAGCGCAUUCGAGCGCCGCCGUUUGGAGAACAUUGCUGCAAACAAAGCUCUGCUGUCCGAAAUCUCUGUUACAGCGAAAAAUAUUAUACCAGACAAACCUGUGUCCAAACCAUCAGCCCCGCGCAAGAGGACGAGGGCCGAGCCAGUGCUCAGAGAGCCUCGGCGUGGCACCCGCAUGAGCUCCCGACUUGCCGGGGUGUCUGCAGACGAUGAUGUGUUGAAGAGGAAACUAGAGGUGGAGGUAGAGCAUCAAGCUGCUGAAAGCAAGGCAAAGAGACUUCGCAGCGGCGAUGAUAUGAACUUGGGCGAUAUUGUCGUCGACGGCAGAAAGUACACGAGCAGUAUGGAUGGAUUAAAGGGCAUCUUUCGCGGAGCGCAGCCCGGUGUGCGAACAUUUUCAGACUACGAUAUAAAAGAGACUACCGAUGUCAGCCUGAAGGAACUACGAUCACAAAUGAGCGGCCUGAGGCUGUAUGAGCAUUGGAUACCCAAUGCUAUCAAAAUCACACCGCAAAGAGUAUACGCACUGGGCUUCCAUCCGACCGAAGACAAACCCAUUGUGUUUGCCGGAGACAAAGAAGGCGCGAUGGGAGUCUUUGACGGUUCACAAACGGCCCCCGAGGUAGACGACGAUGACGAGAGUAUCCCAGAUCCCGUCAUAUCGGCAUUCAAAGUUCACGCGAGAACCAUUACCUCGUUUGCAUUUUCGCAAGCAGACGCAAAUUCCAUAUACUCGUCCUCUUAUGAUUCUUCAAUACGGAAACUUGAUCUGGAAAAAGGCACCUCUAUCCAAGUCUUUGCUCCCGAAAACCAAUACGAGGAUUUACCGAUUUCGGCACUGGAAAUUCCUGCGGCUGAACCAAACAUGUUGUAUUUCUCAACACUGGAUGGCUCUGUUGGCCGAUACGACACCAGAGUACCCGGUAGCCUGGAAUUAUGGACGCUCUCCGAUCAAAAAAUUGGAGGAUUCUCGAUGCAUCCUCUUCAUUCGUAUCUUUUAGUGACCGCAUCUUUGGAUAGAACCAUGAAGGUAUGGGACUUGAGGAAAAUGAAUGGUAAGGGGGAUUUGAAACAUCCUUCUUUGCUCGGAGAGCAUGAAUCACGCUUGUCAGUCUCGCAUGCUUCAUGGAGUGCCGGCGGGCACAUCGCCACCUCAUCGUACGAUGAUACAGUCAAAAUCUACGACUGUUCCGGGGCUUCGAAAUGGAAGCCAGGUCAAAGCAUCGACAUGAAACCCGCACACACUGUCAAGCAUAACAAUCAGACAGGUAGAUGGGUAACCAUCUUGAAGCCACAGUGGCAAAAAAACCCAGAAGACGGUAUCCAGAAAUUCACUAUCGGUAAUAUGAACCGAUUUGUCGAUGUUUACGCUUCCGACGGAAGCCAGUUGGCUCAGCUCGGGGGCGAUGGCAUCUCUGCUGUCCCAGCCGUGGCUCACUUUCACCCAAGCAAAAAUUGGGUAGCAGGAGGCACCGCCAGCGGCAAGCUUUGUUUAUGGCAGUAA